Lineus longissimus is the source of this 5547-nucleotide messenger RNA. RefSeq names its product nuclear hormone receptor HR96-like. The coding region runs from base 1779 to 2993 and encodes 404 amino acids. The transcript is spliced from 4 exons. NCBI's taxonomy places the organism in Eukaryota, Metazoa, Nemertea, Pilidiophora, Heteronemertea, Lineidae. The record is from RefSeq and is a predicted model, not a curated record. Gene Ontology annotation, molecular function: nuclear receptor activity; zinc ion binding; RNA polymerase II cis-regulatory region sequence-specific DNA binding. Gene Ontology annotation, biological process: cell differentiation; positive regulation of transcription by RNA polymerase II; negative regulation of transcription by RNA polymerase II.
ACAAUGUAUCAUAUUCUACACUACUAGGACACUACAAAUGUACGAACACAAGGUUAAGUGCAUUGUUGGAACUUUCCAGUUUUUCCUUCCUCAUGUCUGGGCAUGCAAUUGACUGAACAUGCUAGGUUUUACAUAAAAGGACCAGCAUCACCUUAUUCAUGACUAAAAUAUCAUGUGGUCUUGACUAAAUAAAAAUGUUGGCCCAGCCAACGAUAUCGAUUUAGUUUCAACUAUUUUUAGAUAAAAGGAAUCUCCAACUUGAAGUCCAAAGUCCACAUGAUUACGCUUGUCUGAGUUCAUUAUCAUUAUUGAAGAUGUUUUAUUUGUGUUUUGAUUUUAUCUUGUGGUCAUCUUGACCCUGACCUUAUCGCUCUGUUCAAAUUGAGUGAAGAUUUUCUUUUUGACAUUAUUUGUAAAAUGGCCAAUUUCACAGACAUGAUAUAUCUAUCAUCAGCUUAGGCGAUGAUGAUGAUAAGCAAUCACUCUGUCAGUCAGUAUCAGUUCAUGCAGUUUUGCUGUCACGAAGGAAUGCUGAGAGUGGAAAUUUCCCAAGAACUUCAAACAGUUUGUAAAUGAUCCAAGUGGGGAUGGAAACAGGAAAAAUGACACUAAUUUUUUGGAUUGAAUGAGACAUGCUUCUCACUGCAGAACUCAUAUUAUUACACAUUUUAUUACACAUUUUGACUGCUCAAUGAUUGCACCAUUCUUUGCUUAUUCUGUUCUUUUUUACUCCGACAUGUACGAUUUUCACUUUCAUUUUGACUCGACCUCGUGAAAUAUCUGUAUUGUCCGAAAAUUAGACCAGCCCAAAUAGUGACGAAAUUGAGGUGCGUCUCUCACCUCUUGACCUGACUGGUCAAAAGUGUUCUCAAUUUUGUCGUAUCUAGAUUGCAAUAAAAGUCCCACCAUAAUAAUUGAUUUUUGAAGAAAUAUUUAAAGAUUCUUCAAAUUUAGAAAAUAUGUAGUUUUGGUGAUACAUGUACAAGUACGUCGCAAUGCAACCACCUAGUUGUCCAUGAAGGAUGUACACCUCUCUUGAAACCGCUUUUAUGCUCUAACACAUUUAACACGAAAGGCACCUGCAUGCUACACGUCAUAUGACUUGAGGGACAUUUGGGAAGUUUUCAUCUUGCUUCCUUGCAAUCCCAAAGAAAUCCUUUGAUUUGGUAAGAUCCGACUACAUACAUAUAUGGUAAAUGGGUUAUUAGGGCCCCAAAGCUGGCCAGACAAUGCGUCAGUCUGGGUCAAGGAGGGGUCAGCAUCAGCUGGGGAAGGAGAUAAACAUCUUAUCAACUUCGACACAAUUCUUUAAGGUAUAUCAUCACUAUCAGUAACAGUGUGUCAUCAUGACCCAGAGAUCAUCUAGAGUAUGUUGAACAUCAAAUAUAGGAGAGUUUUGUUCCAUGGUCAUUGCAUUCUCUGCAACGAUCUGUUGCCCUAUGUCUUUCCAUCAAUCAUCCUGGUUGGCAAACGCGUUGUUACAGGAACUUGGAAUGGAGUUAGCUACUACUGCCUUUGCUACAACCGAUAAAGAAGACGUAAGUUCUGAAUCUUAUCUGUGGAAGAUAAAACCUUGGGGACAUUCAGACCUACUUCCUUGACGUAAAAUAUCACCCUCCUUGACUUGUGGCAUGUUCUCAUGGACUUUCUCCUUUAAAAUUUCAUUGAUAAGAUCAAAUAGUCAUGGUCUUUAUGAAUACUUAAUAAGAUUAAGCAUCUCCUUUUAAUGACACCGCAUUGAUUUCCUUUACUUUGUCUAUGAAAAGUAGGCUGUGAUCAUGUUAGAAUUUUGGCUGCCUUCGAAGUCAACCUUGGCUAAUGAAGCAUCCAAACAAGGCACGAAACGAAAACAUCGGGCAAAAGAUGACAAGAUCUGCGGAGUUUGUGGGGAUAAGGCUCUUGGGUACAACUUUGAUGCCAUCUCAUGUGAAUCUUGCAAGGCAUUUUUCAGGAGGAAUGCUCUCAAAAACAAGAUUUCGAAGUGUAUGUUCAGCGGAACAUGUAAACUUGACAUCAACACAAGGCGAUUCUGCUCGUUCUGCCGAUUGAGCAAAUGUUUAGAAAUUGGAAUGAAAAAAGACAUGAUUCUUGGCGAUACACAAAAGAAGGCUCGAUUAGAAAAGAUGUCAAAGAACAAACAGCGUCGUGGAGUGUCGACUGGUGAGAAAAUUACGCCGGUGAUGUCACCACAAAGCGACGAUUCGAGCAACUACACAACAGUAAAGGUGGAGCCGUCUGAUUCAUUACCGGAAGAUCAUGAAUAUUUCUGCUGGUCGCCCUCCGAACCAACCACCGGAUUACAACCGAUGCGAAAAAUGUCCGCGGAGGAAAUUCUCGUGAUAACGGAAUUAUCGACGGCUUAUCAAAAUUCAUUUUACAAGAUGGAGGAAAAUCCUACAGAAAAUUCAAAACUGAAUGACUUGGUGAACUAUUCUGGUUUGAUUGUGAGGAAGCUGAUUAAAUUUGCUAAAAAAAUUGAUGAUUUUGUCCGUUUGAGUCAGGACAGUCAGAUUUGGCUUCUGAAGGGCGUGGUACUGAGUACUCUCUUCAUACGGUCAGCGGAGCAUUAUAAUCAGGAAAAGGAUGCGUGGAUUACCCCGACGUGUGAAAUACCAACAAUUGUUUUAAAACGAGCAACGGGCUAUGAGAAAUUUCAUGAAGAACAUAUAAAGUAUUGCAAGUCUAUUAAACCCCUCACACAGGAUGAUCCAAAUAUCUUGAUGAUGAUGAUGAUAAUCUCGUUAUUUUAUCCAGAUCGCCCAAAUGUGACAGAGCGUGAAACUGUCUCGGAUGCACAGGACAAAUACAUUUGCCUUCUAAAGCAUUAUUUAGAAUCUAAGUAUUCAUUUUAUCGAGCUCGGCAACUUUUCCCUCGAAUUCUCGCUAAAUUGGACGAAUUACAAGAAUUAACGGAAAAUCAUGGACGUGUUUUGUUACACGUGAAUCCCAGUGAAAUUGAGCCUCUAAUGUUGGAAAUUUUCGACUUGAAAUGAUAAUUCUGAACGGUAGCUACAAUUGUACAUCAUUUCAUUUCAUUGAUAUGUGACAGUUUCAAUUCAUGUGUUCUCUUAUGAUGUUAAACCUGUUUACUUGGAAUCUGACAAAUGUUCUUGAAGAGAAAGUCACGUGUUGUGGCAGGAUUCUAACCAGGUCUUUUGUAUGGUCUUUUACGGCCACAUGGGGGCGCCAACAACACUAGUAAAAAGAAAUUUUGGAGAUUUUCUCUAGCUCCCAUGUCAGAGAUGACGCAUCAUGAUACAUGUAUGAACGUGAUGUGUGAAUGUUACGUCAAAAAAGUCCUGGCUGUUAUGAUCCACCAAACUGUCAUGAUGAGGGUUGCUUAGAUUCCUUUUGCUUUUUAGUUUGAUUCUCACUGACUGAGUGUGCUCUAUGUGAUAAGUGUGAUUGAUAUGUUUUGCAUUAUAAAUGUGCAAUUAGUCCUUGAUUCUGUGUGUAAAAAAUAAUUAACCAACGUUUUGAAACUAAGCUUUGAAAUAUUAUGCAUAGGUCACUGAAUAACAAUGCAAAGAUCUGAUUUCCAAGAGUUUGUUACUCUUAAUGCAGCGUAGCUCAGAACCAUAGUUUUUAGAGAAAAAUGGGAUGCUGGUGGUUUAUCUUAUGGAGGGCUUGUAGUCACUGGCCUUACCAGGUGUUCGCAAAAGCUUACAAAUGAUUAAAUGUCUAAGCCUGCUCGGGCUUAACCUGAACCAUGGAUCUUUGGUCCUAAACCAAUCAAAUAUAUCUUUUUAAAUGAAAAUUUUAAAACUAAACAAAUGGCUUAGUUUGAAUGUAACCUGGUCUAGAUUGUACAUUGUGUAUAUUUAAAAACUAAUGAAAUAUAUUGAUAUAUUAUAUAUAAUUCAGCAAGGGUAUGAGAAAAAUGGCCUUAAAAUUGUGAAUUGUGGAAGCGGAGAGCUGUUGAGGUUUUAGGUUAGCUCAGUCAGCUAUGGCUCUUGAUAUGUGAUCACACUAAUGUCUCAAAAUAGACCAAGAAGGCGUAUUUUGUGUACAGGUUUUUGUUUACAAUUCAAUAAAUUUAUUGAGAAAUAAUUAUUCAAUUUUACGCCUGAUCAUAGAUGAUUUUGAUUCAAGAUGUACAAAUGAUAGUGACGGAGAGACUUUAUUUUGAAAUUAUUGUUAGUUUUUUGUAGUUUCCUAUAUGAUAUAAUCUCUAUCAGUUCUUCGUUGUUUGAUCACACUAGCAACUUAAUGAUGUGGUGCCAUUGGAACCAGCGAAGUUUGUAUCUAGACAGCAUCCAAGUGUGGAUAGCAUCUGGAUCAAUUGCCGAUUCGAAACUUUAAAUGUGAGGCAUGGAUAUUUUACUUCACUGGUUCACGCUUUAUUGUAUUGAUUACCGGUAGAUUGGUCUUCUACAUGUAUGUACAGAAUGUCACAGCUUAGUGCUACACCUGCAUUUGUAAACUGAUCAGGUCAAGACAGCUGGGAGGGUCAGGUCGACCAACAUGUACAAUGUAAGAACGAUCCUUUUAUUUAGCAAGAUUUAAUUGAUGUUUCUUUCUGUGAGGCAGUGUGAGAGUUGUUGAAUAUCUACCGGUAGUUUAUCUUGAGUUGUAUAUAGUAGAUAUUACCAUGUACCAACAUGAGGAUUAACCACUGAUGCAAUUUCUUCUUUGUUUAGUUAAUAACAAUGAUAGUAAUAAUGCUAGUGAUUUUUUCAAUAAUAAGUGCUUAUCACUGUACUAUUUACUGUGUCAAAGUGCUUUACAAUCACACACAUUAUUACCUAGCCAAUCCAGAAUUUGUUGAGUUUAUUAGAUUUUGUUUAUGAUUUGAGAGGUUUUCUCGAGCUUAAUUCUAUUUUUUGGCAAGAAGUCUUUGUACAUCUACUGACAGGUUACAGCUUUUGUGGUUGUUGGGAAAAAUGAUGAAAUUGAUGGUAACAUGACGUUAGUUCACUUUAAGCUUAAUACUAGAGCUUUCUUGUAUACCAAGGCAGCCCCAGACAUAGUCAGCAACAGAUGAUAAUGCAAAUAUAAUACAGUGUACUUGUACGAUAAAAUGGAACACAAUAAUAAUAUUGAUUAUCUUUGAAUUAACUUGUUGUCGGUGCAGAAGUCAGUGUGAGUUCAUCAUUAACAAAAGAUGCUGGUGACAUUAUAUAUCUAAAGUGCCGUGCAGUCAAGUGAUUUAAAUCACUACGACCUGCAUUUAUGAUUGCAUGCAACAAAAGUUGUUUGUGUGUGGUGCACAUCGCAGGUCAUCUUGCCUGCGACAAGAAUCUGUGAUCGAGGUGAAUUGUGAUUAUUAUCAAACCCAGCGAUUACUGGUUCAUGCAGACAGGGAUUUUUUGUUGCGCAUAACAGUGAUUCUCAUCACAGGUUGCAGUGAUUUAGAUGGCUGGUUUGCACUGCGCUUCUGUGUGAAAUGUUGGGGAAUGACUGUAUUCGUAUAAGUGGCUGUAAUCUUCAUUAAUGUGUAGAGCCUAACCCUACCAUCUUAUAUUAGUAGAGCUUCGUCUUUGUAUGCUGGGAAUACAUGAUAAAGAUGCAGAUGCAGUCUUGUUGAUAAUACAAGCUUUUACUAAA